Messenger RNA from Prosopis cineraria, 1726 nucleotides. Its product is annotated as anthocyanidin 3-O-glucosyltransferase 2-like. The coding region runs from base 22 to 1476 and encodes 484 amino acids. The transcript has a single exon. Lineage: Eukaryota; Viridiplantae; Streptophyta; Magnoliopsida; Fabales; Fabaceae. Gene Ontology annotation, molecular function: UDP-glycosyltransferase activity. The record is from RefSeq and is a predicted model, not a curated record.
UCAUCUUCACUUGCACGCACCAUGGCUAAGAAAUCGCAGCUAGUUUUUGUGCCUUGUCCUGGCUUGAGUCACCUCAUGUCCGCCGUUGAGUUCGCUAAGCUUCUCGUCAACCGCAAUGACCACCUUUCCAUCACCGUCCUCAUCAUCAAAGCACCAUUUGACCAAGCAGUGGACACCUACACACACUCCCUCACCUCCUCCUCUUCCUUCCCAAAUCGGCUUCACUUCACUAUCCUUCCUCCACAUCCCGUCGACCCUAACCCUACCAACUCUCGCCCUCUUGAUCUAUCUUCCCUCUUGCACUCUCUCAUCGAAAGCCAGAAGCUCAAUGUCAGAGACGCUGUGUCCAAACUCACCUCAAGCCCUCACUCACCCCGCCUGGUCGGACUCUUGGUCGACAUGUUUUGCACUACCAUGAUGGAUGUAGCUACCGAGUUCAGGGUUCCUGCCACGGUCUUCUUCACCUCAAGCGCUGCUUUUCUUGGGUUCAUGCUUCAUAUUCACACACUCAGGGAGCGAGAGAAUGUUGAUACGACUGCGUUUAACUUCAAGGACUCGGGCUUCGAGUUUGCUAUCCCUAGUUUUGACAACCAUAUUCCUGCUUGUGUUUUCCCAAGUGUAAUGUUGGACAAUGAGUGGGCGCCAUUUUUCUUCAACCAUGCAAGCAGGAUAAAGAAAGCAAAGUGUGUGAUAGUAAAUACAUUCGAAGAGCUUGAGCACCAUGCUGUGCAGUCUUUCUCCAACAGUGAUCUCACUGUUUAUCCCGUGGGACCCAUCUUAAGUUUAAGGGACAAUAAGAAGGUAUCAGAAUCAGAUGUCAUGGAGUGGCUAGAUGAUCAACCUCUUUCGUCGGUUCUUUUCUUGUGCUUCGGAAGUAUGGGGUAUUUCGAGAAUGAGGAUCAAGUGACGGAAAUUGCACGUGCUCUUGAAGCCAGUGGCGUCCACUUCCUGUGGUCUUUAAGGAAGCCCCCACCCAAGGGCUCGGUGGGAGCACCGAGCGAUUACUCCAACCUAAAAGAAGUCUUACCGGAAGGAUUCUUGGAUAGGACGGCGGGGAUCGGAAGAGUGAUGGGGUGGGCCCCACAACCCAAAAUCUUGGCCCACAAAGCGGUAGGAGGGUUUGUGUCUCAUUGCGGGUGGAAUUCGAUACUGGAGAGUAUAUACUACGGUGUGCCUAUCACCACGUGGCCGCUUUAUGCGGAGCAACAGCCGAAUGCAUUCCAAAUGGCGCGAGAGCUGAAAAUGAGCGUAGAGAUGUUAUUGGAUUACAGGAACGGCUUCGGCAAUGUGACCAAAUCGGGGCUAAUAACUGCGGAAAGGAUAGAGAAAGGUAUAAAAGAAGUGAUGAAGAAGGAAAGUGAGGUGAGGAAGAAGGUGAAGCAAAUGAGUGAGAUUAGUAAGAGAGCUUUAGUGGAAGGUGGAUCUUCCCACUCCUACGUUGGACGUUUCAUUCGAGAUAUCCUGAAUUGGGAGUGAAUCUGUCGUUUGUGAGAGUUGGAACUAGGGGGGGAAAUGAAUCAUAUAUGUUGCCUUUUCAUUUCUGGUCAAAAUCACUUUCACUGUCCUUUCAUAUCCUAAUGGUGGCAAUUAGUCGUAAUCAAGUUUAUCUUUUAGAGUUUUCAUUGGGAAUACGUAAAGUUCCUGUUUAAUAAUUAGCUUGCCAAGUUUCUGCUUCAACGUCUGUCACCACCGUAUGUGUAAUGGUCUUUCGGUUUCCUUCGUUAAU